AAACUGCCAAUCUUCAACCUUUUCCCACCCACGAUUCGUGCACCCAAACCAACCCGUUGGUCGCCAAACAACCUUAUUCCGAGUGGCCGGAUCAGCGUUUGGGCAGUUCAACGGCUAUUAUUAUUUUUUCGGUGCUCGCAGAAUCGGACGUAUUUUUACGACAAACAACAUAAAGAUAGGCAGACAGGCAGGGUUUCCACCGCAGAGUCCCACGUUGCCCUUCGCUAUCGCGCCCAUCCCGCACGCUCGAUAACGACCUUAUUCGACGACAGCCUCUUCUCGUCCACCGCCCGUCGCCUUCCCCGGAUUUUCGUUUCGUUUCGUUUGCGAUCGAUCGCUCUCCAACUUCCAACCGUGGAUUGACGUCUCCCUCUCCGACACCAUGGCUAUUGCCAUGGGCUGGCACAAGCCCGACAAUGUCGCCGGCUCGUCAGCACCAGCCAUCAUGGUCGGCCUCUUCGUCGCAUCGGGAGGCUUGCUUUUCGGCUACGAUACUGGUGCUAUCAACGGUAUUCUCGCAAUGGAUGCUUUCAAACACCAAUUCGCCAGCGGCUGUACUGAUGGCAAAGACAUUUGCGCCAAAGAUUCUUCAAUAAUUGUUGCUAUUCUCAGUGCUGGAACAGUGGUCGGAUCAUUAAUCGCAGCACCUCUCGGCGAUUACUACGGACGCCGCAAGUCGCUCGUCAUUGCAGUCACGGUGUUCAGCAUAGGCGCCAUCCUUCAAGUCUGUGCAGAUGCUAUUCCCUUGCUGCUUAUUGGAAGGCUUUUGGCCGGUGUUGGCGUAGGAGGUAUUUCCGUGCUGGUUCCCAUGUACCAGUCAGAAAUGGCUCCGAAAUGGAUACGUGGUACUCUCGUUUGUGCAUAUCAAUUAUCUAUUACGGUCGGUUUGCUUGCCGCAUCCAUCGUUAACAUCAUAACAUCCUCCAUGCCUUCCUCAGCAGCCUAUCGCAUACCAUUAGGCUUGCAGCUAGUACCUGCAGUAGUACUCGCUGCAGGUCUACUGAUUUUACCAGAAACCCCAAGAUUUCUCGUCAAGAAAGGUCUCAAGGAUGAGGCCGGCCUCUCACUAAGUCGACUUCGGAGACUGGACAUUACACAUCCUGCGCUCAUUGAAGAGCUGCAUGAGAUCAUUGCCAAUCAUCAGUAUGAACUGACGCUUGGACCCGAUAGCUACAAACACAUAUUUGCCGGCUCACCUCGCCUCGGCCAACGAACCUUUACUGGAUGUAUUCUUCAGAUGCUUCAGCAACUUACCGGAAUCAACUUCAUCAUGUACUACGGCACUACAUUCUUCGGCGGUACAGGUGUCCAAAAUCCGCAUACAAAGUCGCUUAUUAUCAACGUCAUCAACGUUGUAUCAACUUUCCCUGGGCUUCUUGUCAUCGAAUCCUGGGGCCGCCGGUCUCUCCUAAUAGUUGGUGCUAUAGGCAUGGCUAUAUGCCAGCUGUUUAUGGCAACCUUUACAACAAUUGUAGGGUCCAACGGCAUGACAGAUGGCAACCUGCCUGUUUCAACACAAAACGUUGUCAUUGCGUUCUGUGCCAUCAACAUCUUCUUCUUCGCAGCAUCGUGGGGACCUGUGGUGUGGGUUGUCACUUCGGAAAUCUAUCCACUCAAGACUCGUGCCAAGGCCAUGUCUGUAUCAACAGCGUCCAACUGGGUCUUGAAUUUUGGAAUUGCCUAUAGCACGCCGUACAUGUUCCAAAAUGGACAAGGCACUGCUGGAUUCGGCCCCAAGAUCUUCUUCAUAUGGGGCGCCUUCUGCGUCUUUGCGGCUGUCUUCGUGUGGUGUAUGGUGUACGAGACGAGCAAGAUUAGCCUGGAGCAGAUUGACGAGAUGUAUGAGCGCGUCAACCACGCGUGGAACAGCAAGUCGUUCGAGCCUAGUUGGAGCUUCCAGCAGAUUGUUGACGAAGGCUGGUCGCCAAGCGCGAUUCCUCCUGCCGACCAUGAACUGCAGACAACAGCAUCUCAAACAAGUGCAGACACAACGCUUGGUGAUGGCAGUUCGGACACCAUCACCAUUGAGGAGCUCAACGGCACAUCCAACAACGCCAGGUCAAACGACAGUAAAGCUGUCCCGGCCAUGGUGAAUGUCGACUUUAGUUAUUAGAACUUCGAGAUACCCCCACACCUUUUCCAAGAACCCGCGCUUCUUUCUUGCGACGGUAGCAUAUUUGGGCAUGGCGAAGAUUUCCCAUGUCACCGCAAAGUACUGUACUCUUUGCGUCCUCUUGUUUUAUUUUGUUUAACAACCACUCACCUAUUUAUUGAUCAUGAGAUACGGACCAGCGACGGAGUUUACUAUUCAGCACGGCCUUGGAGUUUGAUAUUUUGUUGGAGCAUUAGUUUUUACCCUCUUUGGUGUACCAAUGUUCAGCCUGUGCGGCAGCAAGGAGCAGAUAGUUUUGUUUUGGCGAGUCAUCUUGGCUAUUGUAUUUUUUGGGUGUCUAUUAUUUUAUUUGAAAGUCACAUGCAUUCAGAUAGCUCUGGUACGUUUGACAUCUUAUUUUGGAUAA
Messenger RNA from [Torrubiella] hemipterigena, 2519 nucleotides. Lineage: Eukaryota; Fungi; Ascomycota; Sordariomycetes; Hypocreales; Clavicipitaceae. The record is from the annotation of a GenBank genome assembly.